Solanum tuberosum (potato) is the source of this 1552-nucleotide messenger RNA. Its product is annotated as FAD synthetase 1, chloroplastic-like. The transcript has 5 exons. The record is from RefSeq and is a predicted model, not a curated record. Gene Ontology annotation, molecular function: FMN adenylyltransferase activity. The coding region runs from base 158 to 1294 and encodes 378 amino acids. Gene Ontology annotation, biological process: riboflavin biosynthetic process. NCBI's taxonomy places the organism in Eukaryota, Viridiplantae, Streptophyta, Magnoliopsida, Solanales, Solanaceae.
AACCCCUAAAAGAAGAAACCAAAACUAUCGAUCCAAAUACGCCCACGCCAAUCGCAGAUAGGCUUUUUUCUAUUUGGAAAUAAAAACCAAAAUGGUAUUACAACAAUAGGCCGAAGCCAUCUCAAUCUUCUUCUUUUUCUUCUGAUGAAAAUUAAGAAUGUUGGGUGGGUCUCGGUGUAUAUCUCAGCACUGUAAUUUUCAUUGCAGUGCUCACCAAUUUUCCACCAUUUUAGCUGCUUCUACACUAACCUCAAAUUCUUCCUUCAAGAAUUUUAGAAUCAGAUUGAGGAACAGGAAUAGUAAUAGUUCUUGUUUGAGCAAUAAAGUUUGUGAUUUUGGGGUCAAUUGUGUUCAACCCAAAUCUUCAGAUACCCAAAGCUCUUUGCUUUCUGAAACUUUGAGCCAAUCUGGAACAGAUGAGGAGCCUCCAUCAGAAAGAUUGCCCAUUCUUACAGGCGGGAUAGUAGCUCUAGGGAAAUUUGAUGCACUCCAUAUUGGUCACCGCGAGCUUGCAAUUCAAGCAGCAAAGAGAGGAAUUCCGUUUCUUCUUUCAUUUGUUGGAAUGGCGGAAGUACUUGGAUGGGAACCGAGGGCUCCCAUUGUUGCUGAAUGUGAUCGUAAAAGGAUUCUUUCGUCUUGGGCUCCUUAUUGUGGUAAUGUAAUGCCAAGGGAACUCCAGAUAGAUUUUUCAAAAGUUCGAUAUCUUACGCCUUGUCAGUUUGUGGAGAAGCUUUCCAAAGAGUUGGGAGUACGAGGAGUUGUUGCUGGCGAGAACUAUCGUUUUGGAUAUAGAGCUGCUGGUGAUGCAUCAGACCUUGUGAAGCUCUGUGAAGAGUAUGGAUUAGAGGCCUAUAUAAUCAAUUCUGUCAUGGACACAAAUCAAAUUUCUGGAGCCUUAAACUCUAUUGACGGAAAAGAGAGAGGGCAAGUAUCAUCUACUCGUGUGAGGUAUGCCCUUCACAAGGGAGACAUGAAAUAUGUGUCAGAGCUAUUAGGUCGGAACCAUCGUCUUAUUUUAAUGAUGGAAGACCAAGAAAGGUUUACUAGUGAGAGAAAUAGGCUGUCAGCUCCAAAGUCUUGUUUGUUGAAUCUUGCACCUAAGGAAGGUCUUUAUGAGAAUUGUUCAGUUUUGAUUGACAAGAAUGUUAUACCCUGCAGAGUAAUAGUUGAUACAACAGAUAUUCAUUUGGAAUGCUAUGAGGUAGAUAGUUUUUCCUGUGUUACUUCUCAAGACUUAAAGAUAUUGGGUAUUGACUUUGGUAGUCCAGAGUUAGAUGGGGUUCAAAUUUUGUAAUUCAUUCCCUAUAAUUUUUUAGUGCAACCAUUUCUGAAUGUCCUUCAGUCUUUAAGUGUGAGUAUGAUUCUUUAAGCGGUACCUUUCUGCUCAAUUCACAUUCUUUUUACGGGAACAUAGCUGAAUUUACUGAUAUUCUAAUUUCUAAGAAUCUGAUAGUAUGAAUAGAAUCGAGAUGAUAAAUGUGCAACAAAAUAGCAAAUAUCAUUAUGUAAUGACUUUUGACCAUUACCAUACAUAAUGGAUUUUGUUCUAUCA